Diachasma alloeum is the source of this 1170-nucleotide messenger RNA. RefSeq names its product ras-related and estrogen-regulated growth inhibitor. Lineage: Eukaryota; Metazoa; Arthropoda; Insecta; Hymenoptera; Braconidae. Bases 300 to 950 code for a protein of 216 amino acids. The record is from RefSeq and is a predicted model, not a curated record. The transcript has 6 exons. Gene Ontology annotation, molecular function: GTP binding; GTPase activity.
UGACUGGUAAGACAGUCGAGCUCCAACCGAGAAACGGACCGGACCUUUCUCACACAAAAUUCAUUCCCGCGAACUGUUUAAAACACGUGACCCCCUUUUCCACUGAAUAAACACGCACGAAUGAGUGAAGUUGAUAAUUAAAUUCUCUAUGCUCAUAGCGCUGGAGCUCUUCAUAAAGUACGAAAAUAGAAGCAGGAAGGAACUGAAUUAAUAUGUGAUUAAGAGUUAAAUUAAUUUUCAUUCGGGAAAAUCUUAAGCCACAGAGCUGAAUUAUUAUUGAAGUUUCAAAUGUUGGUAAGAUGACGUCAAAUGCAAUUAAGGGAAUAAGGAGGAAGAAGAGCUCAUUGUGUGAAGUUAAAGUCGCUGUCAUUGGAGCACCUGGAGUUGGAAAAAGUGCCUUGACCGUGAGGUUCCUGACGAGAAGAUACAUUGGGGAGUAUGAUCAUCAGCAAGAGAACCGCUACAAGCACGAAGUGUUGGUGGAUGGUGAGCCGAUCCUCUUUGAAAUUUUAGACUCCUGUCCCAAGAGUGACGAUGAAAUGCCAACCAUGGAGACACUUCAAUGGGCGGACGGACUUUUGCUCGUUUACUCAAUAACUGACCGUGGUUCCUUCAACUUUGUAAGAAAAGCUAAACAAGCACUCGCUGUUGCUGACCCAGAGGCUGCUAUGCCGCUGGCCAUGGUUGGCAACAAAGCAGACAUGGUACACUUGAGGCAAGUCAGUACUGAGGAGGGUGAAAUUUUGGCUAAGGACUUUGAGUGCUGGUUCAGUGAAGUUACAGCUGCUGAACAGGUUGCACAAGUGGCUGAAUCAUUUCACGAGCUGUGCCGGGAGGUUCUAGCUGCUCGACGAAGAAAUAAACAAUCACUGUUGGAUCGAAUGCUGGGAAGCAAAGCAACACGUGCCUAUUCGCGUGGAAAAAGUGAUUCUGCACUUCCUAAAGAUUAAUCACAACAAACAAUAAUCAAUGAAUUACUUUUUUUAUGUACAGGAAUAAGAUUUUUCUACUGAUAGACUAAUGGUCAUCUGUAAUUGCCAAAGGAUUGAUGAUUUUUGUAUCUGAAUUCACCAAGUUUAUUAUUAAGCCCCUGAGAUAUGAGAAAAAUUAUAUUUAUUUUGUACUUAUGAAUAACUUGUGAUUAUAAAAAUUAUAUAUUUAUUUAAACGA